Molecule: messenger RNA, 498 nt
Organism: Trichoplax adhaerens
Lineage: Eukaryota; Metazoa; Placozoa; Uniplacotomia; Trichoplacea; Trichoplacidae
Exons: 1
Biological process (GO): regulation of cyclin-dependent protein serine/threonine kinase activity; mitotic cell cycle phase transition
Cellular component (GO): cytoplasm; nucleus; cyclin-dependent protein kinase holoenzyme complex
Molecular function (GO): cyclin-dependent protein serine/threonine kinase regulator activity
Source: RefSeq, a predicted model, not a curated record
AUUACGCCAACUCAGAGAGAAGCAUUAAUUAGCUCUAUGAUUAAUUUAUCGCGAAAGCACAACAUAAAACGGGAUACGCUAUUUAUGGCUGUCAACUAUCUGGAUCGAUUCUUGAAAGUCGUAACAGUAACAGAAGAUUGCUUCGAAUUGGUUGGUCUAACGUGCAUGAUGAUUGCUUGCAAGGUCGAAGAAUGUCAGCCACCGAAAAUGGAAGAAUUCUUAACAUCAUGCACGCAUUAUUAUAAGAAAGCAGAAAUGAAACGAUUGGAAAUAAUUAUCCUCAAUUAUAUCGAUUUCCGAUUAUCACCACCAAUUGCUCCACAUUUCCUCGAGUAUAUCAUUCAUUUUCAUCAGCAUCACUAUCAUCAAUUCAGCCAGCAAACUUAUAUCGAAUUAGUAAAUAUAGCAAAUCAAGUCCUAUUAAAGAUACUACCGACUUAUCGAUUUAACCAUAUUAAAUCUUCGAUAUUAGCUGCUUCCGCCUUCGAGUAUGCUAAA